Molecule: messenger RNA, 2835 nt
Organism: Saccostrea echinata
Lineage: Eukaryota; Metazoa; Mollusca; Bivalvia; Ostreida; Ostreidae
Product: sodium- and chloride-dependent glycine transporter 1-like
Exons: 13
Coding region: 27-1985 (652 amino acids)
Biological process (GO): sodium ion transmembrane transport
Cellular component (GO): membrane
Source: RefSeq, a predicted model, not a curated record
UCUUAUUUUAGAUUACACGUAACAAAAUGAAUAAAACAGAGAAAAAAGGUGAUUUUACUGUUGACGAGGAAUAUGUGAGGGAAAAAGAGAAAGCCUUGGACGAUAGUGAAUCGUCUUCUGCUGGAAGUAGUCAAAGUAGCCUUGAGAGCGGGGAUGAAAAUGUCGGUCGAGGAAACUGGUCAGGUAGACUGGACUUCCUUUUGUCCUGUGUGGGGUUUGCUGUGGGACUUGGAAACAUUUGGAGGUUUCCUUACCUGUGUUACCAAAGUGGAGGAGGUGCAUUUUUGAUCCCAUAUGUGAUUUUCUUGAUUUUAUGUGGAAUUCCUUUGUUCUUCCUGGAGAUCAGCUAUGGUCAGUUUGCCAGCUUGAGCCCUAUUACCGUGUGGAAAAUUUCCCCAUUAUUUAAAGGUGUGGGCUAUGGUAUGGUCAUUAUCUCGGGCAUUGUUUGUGUUUACUACAACAUCAUCAUAACCUGGACGAUAUAUUUCCUCUACCACUCCUUCAAGGCUGUUUUGCCAUGGAGUACAUGCGAUAAUAAAUGGAACACCGACAACUGUUAUAUCCGGGGUGAAAGUAUUUUGCCCAAUGCGACUAUGAAUGGGACACUUGAUGGAUACAAUGCGACUGACGUAAACAUCACAGACUUUGACAUAAUAAAGAAUACCUCGCUAUCAGAUCACAAGGUCACAGCUAGUGAGGAGUUUUGGCAGAAUGAAGUGUUACAAAUCACAAAAGGAAUUGAGGACUUGGGCACUAUUCGCUGGGAACUCCUCAUCUGUCUAGCCCUGGCUUGGAUUGUCGUGUUUCUGUGUUUGUGCAAGGGAGUUAAGUCCUCUGGAAGGGUGGUUUACGUUACGGCUACAUUCCCCUAUCUAGUUCUAAUAAUUCUCUUUAUCCGUGGGGUAACUUUGCCUGGUGCUGGAGCUGGAAUAUACUUUUAUCUGGUUCCAGAAUGGGAAAAAUUGGCAACCUUCAAGGUAUGGGGAGAUGCUGCAGUCCAGAUUUUCUACUCAGUUGGAAUGGCCUGGGGAGGUCUUAUCACAAUGGCCAGUUUCAACAAAUUCAACAACAACUGUUACCGUGACGCCAUGAUUGUCCCCCUUAUUAACUGCGGCACCAGCGUGUUUGCUGGUUUGGUCAUUUUUUCUGUCCUGGGGUUCAUGUCUUACGAGACGGGUGUUGACAUCGAUAAAGUUGUAACCCAGGGGCCUGGUUUGACCUUUGUGGCCUACCCAGAAGCUGUGUCCAAACUCCCCAUCUCCCCUCUGUGGGCUGUCCUGUUUUUUCUGAUGUUAUUCACCAUUGGUUUGGACAGUCAGUUUGGAAUGUUUGAAACCAUGACAAGUGCCUUUGUUGAUGAGUUCCCACAUCUGUUGAAGAACAGGAAAGUUCUCUUCACAGCUUUCUUCUGCUUCAUCGAAUUCCUUCUGGGUAUCCCAUGCAUCAUGGAGGGAGGAAUCUAUGUGCUUCAGAUCAUGGACUGGUACUGUGCCACAUUCUCUCUGAUGUUGCUCUCACUAACUGAAUGUGUUGUCAUUGCCUGGAUCUAUGGUGCUGACAGAUUCUACAAGGAUAUUGAACUCAUGAUUGGAUAUCAGCCUGGUAUCUGGUGGAAGAUUUGCUGGAAAUUCAUCACACCCCUAACUAUCACUUUUAUAUGGUUGUUCAGUGUGACCCAGUUAAGCCCGGUGACCUACGGAGAUUAUGAAUACCCAGAUGGAGCUAUUGUGUUUGGUUGGAUGCUUGGACUUGUCUCUCUGGUGCCUGUUCCAGUAUGUGCACUAAUCGCAAUUCUGGGAGAGAAAGGCAAUUUAUUUCAACGAAUCAAGAAGUUGGUCCAUCAUGCAGAUGAUUGGGGUCCAGCUGUAGAGAAACACCGAGUCAAAUAUCUACAGUCAUUACAGGACUCUCAAGAAUCCCUGGACUCUGUUGUGUGUACACCUCUUGUAGAAACCAAACACCUCACAACAAAUCCUCGGUCUUGAAGAAGUUUGACCUUAGGACAUUUUGUAGGAUUUGUUGAAGAGUAGUUUUUGUGUGAUAAGUGAGUAGACACAGGUGAAGUCUGGGUGAGAUGGACACCGAGUUCCAGACAGUAAAUGCAUUGUCGAUCAAGAAUCCAGAUAUAAUGCACAAAAGAUAGCAGGGACCAAAAUGUGACACCUGAAUACAGUCUAAGGAUUGUUGCAGAAUAUGUGAUUAGACCUCGAAGAUUGAAACUACAAAUCUGGCCAAGAAAAGCAAUGUCAUGAUGCUUUGUAAAGAUCAGUCUUGGUUUCAUUAAAAGUUUUAUUUUAUUUUAAAACAAAGCGGAAUUCUCUUAAGAAAUUACUAGGUUAAUGAUACUUAAUUCAUUGCAAUGUUUAACAAAGAGAGAGUUUGAAAAUUGGUAAAUUAAAAAAAAAAAAAAAAUGAAGGUAUAGGUAGAAUACAGUUUGAUGCUUGAAUUCUGCAAUGAAUGCUUAACUUGCCAAAUUCUCAAAUUUUUGAACUUCAGCAAAGAUAUAAUGAUUUUAUGAGAUAUAAUCAUUUUAUGGAGAGAUUUUAAUUGUCUACAACCAAUUUUGUUUUAUAUGUUGAGAUUUUCUUUUAAAUCAUUUGAAGAUUUCUUUUGCUUUUCGUUUGGAUGAAAGAUAUUUUUAAUGGUUCAAUUUCUGUUGGUGUUUCUCUGAAAUCAUCACAGUGUUAUGGUUCAAUAUCAGGUCUCUCUAGUCCUUUUUAUUGAAAUAUAAUUAUGUGGAAAUAUAUUUUUAUAAAAUCAUGAAUUUGACAAUGUAACAAUUAUAUUUGGCCCUUUUGUUUAUUGUACUUUUAAAUAUUAAUUUAUUUUUUGCU